Molecule: messenger RNA, 2090 nt
Organism: Gamsiella multidivaricata
Lineage: Eukaryota; Fungi; Mortierellomycota; Mortierellomycetes; Mortierellales; Mortierellaceae
Exons: 2
Coding region: 477-2069 (530 amino acids)
Cellular component (GO): cytoplasm
Molecular function (GO): flavin adenine dinucleotide binding; electron-transferring-flavoprotein dehydrogenase activity
Source: RefSeq, a predicted model, not a curated record
GAGGGGGAUCCUCCUGGCCAGCAGCCUACAGCGAAUAAAUGUAAAUACAAAAUGCUCCUUAAGUACAUGCAGAACCCAGCCCAGCCCUUGGCUAUGCUUCGACCCAAUGGGCUGAGUCGAAACUCGAAGCACAGCAAACAAACACUAACGCGUCCUUGCGUUCAGCUGCAGCUGUAAGUCCUCCUAGGGAAUCUAGGCAGAAGAGAAGGAGGGGGUGCGUUUCUGUGGCAAGAUCUAUCCGUGGCACGCCCUUUUUCUUCGAUGUUGAAUAGACGAAUGCCGCCCUGCGAACAGUAGCGUUUAAAAGAAAAUACAGCACAUGCAAACUGUAACACAGCAGCACAAGGGAAGAAAAGCAAUCGUAACCAUCUAAUGCCCUGCCGGUCGGUCGAUGUACACACACACGCAUACCCAUUCACCGCUAUGGAGUUCAUCUUAGUCCCGCUGUUGCUGUUGCUGCCCCAAUCGAAGGACGAAUGAAUACCACCGCUGAGGUCAUACUAAGUCAAUGCUGUCUUAUUCCUGAUAUCUCGCACUUGCGCAGAAAGCACAAUUGCGAUUCAACCCUUUCUUUACUCAUCUGUCUCUCAUUCAUUCCUUAUUCCUCCAUUCCCUCAUUCGCAAUUCCUUUAUUGUCUCCUUCUUCUCCCUUAACAGCUCUUUUUUCACUCCCACCCUAUUCUCAAACUUCAAGGUUCUCGACCAUGACAAAGACCAACAAACCCCUGCAUAUCGUCGUCAUCGGAGGUUCCUAUGGCGGCGUGGCAUGCGUCAAUAAGCUGCUUCGCAACCUGCCCAAGGAGUCGAACGUGGCCAUCACUCUCAUCGAGAGCCGAGAUGCCAUGUAUCAUUGCAUUGCAUCAUACCGCGCUCUAGUCCAGAAAGACUUUAUCAAAAACCUCUGGAUCCCCUACACCAAUCUCUUUCUCGAGAGUUCCCCGCAUAAAGUCGUACGUGGCACAGUGGAGAAGGUCUUUUUCGACCACGUCCUGCUUUCGGCUAGCGAGCCAAUGUCUUCCGCAUCAGACAUCACCUUGGCUGAUGAACGCGCAGCUGAAGGAUCUGACCCUCAUCGAGUCGAUUUUGACUACCUUGUGAUCGCUACAGGAUCCACGAACCCAUCACCAUCCAAAUGGAGGGUCAACAAUUCUGCCGAUGGAAUAAAGCUGAUGGAAAAGGCCCAGGAGGACGUCCGUCAGUCGGAGCGGAUUGUCGUUGUUGGCGGUGGAGCUUGCGGUGUCGAAUUGGCCUCAGAAAUCAAGUAUGCGUUCCCGAGCAAGAGCAUCACGUUGAUCCAUUCGGAAUCGGCCCUUGUGGACUACCCCAAGUUCCCGCAGAGCUUCAAGGAUGAGGCGCUUCGGUAUUUGGAGAAGGAGGGUGUCGAGGUGAUUUUGAAUGAGCUUGCAGAAAUCCCUGGCUUGUCAAAGGAGAAUUCUAUCCAGAGAGCAGAGAGGACGAUCAAACUUAAGGGUUCAGGCAAGACAUUCCAGAGUGAUCUGCAGUUCUUUUCGAUCGGCUUGUCAGUUGACACGGGCCUCCUUUCGACAUUGCGUCCUCCACCUGAGAGCAAGGCCGAUGGCAAAAAUAAGAGCGACAAGCCGUUUGAUUUCGAAAAGAUGCUGAAUCCUCAGACAAAGGCUAUCAAAGUCAAGCCGACGCUGCAGCUGGAACAUGACGCAUUUCCGCAUAUCUUCGCAAUUGGUGAUGUGUCGACUGCAGAUCCAGUGCCGACCUGCAUGGCUGCGGUUGCUGCCGGUGAGACCUGUGCACGAAACCUUGUCAAGCUGGUUCACAAGGAAGAAAAGAGGAUUGCGAGAAGACGGAGCGGGGAUGAAGAGCCAGAGAACGAUGAGGCAGAUGGAUAUCUCUGCCGGUCAUGGAACAAGCUGGAGGAUUAUGUGCCAAUUCGACAGCAGAUGGUGCUGGCUAUGAAUCCGAUGGGAGGGGUCUGUCAUUUGCCAGUUGUUGGAACGUGGUUUGGAGGCAUUGCGGCAUGGCUGGUCAAGUCGGGCGAUUUGUUCUCUGGACGGUUCUGGAGGUCGCUGAACAUGUCGAAGCCAACUUCUUGAGCCUGAAAAAGGAAGGGGGGG